AUGUCGCUCAAGGGAUUCCGCUACAAGAAGUUGCUUGAGUUCAACUCGGACAGAUUGGUGUAUAGCAUUGAUAAGGAGGAAAAGUGCAUCUACGCUAAGAUGAAGGCCAACAUUGCUGGAGGUCCAUCUAUUAUCUUUAAUCGCUACGCUAAGCGCAACGAGACGAAGAUUCGUGGAGGUAAGCUCUGUAAGAAAAUUAUCGGA
Molecule: messenger RNA, 204 nt
Organism: Phytophthora sojae
Lineage: Eukaryota; Oomycota; Peronosporomycetes; Peronosporales; Peronosporaceae
Exons: 1
Source: RefSeq, a predicted model, not a curated record